Molecule: messenger RNA, 7735 nt
Organism: Oncorhynchus tshawytscha (Chinook salmon)
Lineage: Eukaryota; Metazoa; Chordata; Actinopteri; Salmoniformes; Salmonidae
Product: PH domain leucine-rich repeat-containing protein phosphatase 2
Exons: 19
Coding region: 116-4420 (1434 amino acids)
Molecular function (GO): protein binding
Source: RefSeq, a predicted model, not a curated record
GGUGAUAUUCAGAGUCGUUAUGGCGUCGCACCGAACGGGAAUGGGAUUUUUCAGUUGCCGCAUGUAUUGGAAUUUACCAGUCAUGUUCCACGUUCUUUUGUAGUUAAAUAUACACAUGAAAAUGAAGGAAGAAGAUAAUAUACCGGGAACGGUCAAUGGCACCGUUAUGGAGCGAAAACAAGGUGGUGUCGAAGAUAGCAGGGGUUGUACAGACACACUGGUCUACGAAGCGGGAUCUAAUCAAGCUGCAGGUCGUGGCGACCGCAAUGGUACAGGAAACCGUGUCGGAACGGGGAUACGCGUUCUAAAGCGGAACAUGAAGAGGAAUGGGAGCAGAGGCUGUGUUACCAGGAAGACCCGCUUUGGAUCGCGGGAGCGGGACUGGCUGAAGGGGGAUGCCCAGCGGGGCUGUGUGUGUCUGUACGGGGGAACAGUUGACCCCCAGCCCCCAGCCUCGGGCCCACAGGUCUCCUCCACCCUCCAGGCAGACCUGCGGCUGGUGCUAUGCUCCACCACUACCACGGUGGAGGAGCUGUGUGCCCAGAGAGAAGUAGAGGGACUAUACCUGCAGCUCCAUGGAGACCUGCUCAGGAGGCUGGACCCCUCUGAGCGCCCUCUCCAGAUGGUGUAUGACUACCUGGCUGCUAUAGGCUACCAGGACCCUCUGCGGGUUCAGAGAGAGGCGGCCAACUCGGACCUCAGCUGCAUGAUCCGCUUCUACAGUGAGUGUCCAGUGAACGCGGACCAGCAGGAGCGAACCCUGUUGACGGGCGUGUUCAGCGUCAGGAAGGGAAAGACCCAGCUGCACAAGUGGGCAGAGCGCCAGGUCCUCCUGUGUGGAACCUGUCUGAUUGUGGCCUCCGUCAAAGAUAGCCUGACGGGGAAGAUGCACAUCCUGCCCCUGGUGGGGGGAAAGGUGGAGGAGGUGAAGAGGAGACAGCACUGUCUGAUGUUCAGCUCAGCCGGACCUCAGGCCCAGACAUACUUUGUUAACUUCGACACACUGGCAGACUAUCAGAGGUGGCAUCGGCAGGCUUCAAAAGUGGUUUCUCAGACCAUCAGCCUGGUGGAUCUGUCAUGCUACAGUCUGGAGGAGGUACCAGAGUACCUGUUCUACAGCCAGGACCUCACCCAUCUCAACCUCCGACACAACUUCAUGUCCCUGCAGGGCCCCGGAGGACUGCUCAACCUCCCCAGGUUUUCCCAGCUGAAGAGCCUGAACCUUUCACAUAACCGCCUGGGAGUGUUUCCAGAGUCUGUCUGUGAGAUCCUCACCCUGACAGAGCUCAACCUCUCCUGUAACGGCAUGAACACUGUCCCCGCACAGAUAGGCAACCUCCAGAGUCUGCAGACCCUGUCUCUGGAUGGGAAUCAGUUGAGCUUCCUUCCUGAAGAGCUUGGCGGCCUAGCUCAGCUUAGCAGCCUGGGGCUUUCCUUCAACAACUUCCCCCACAUACCUGGUGUGCUGGAUAGGCUAAGUGGCAUGGACAAGUUAGCCAUGGCUGGGAACAGGGUGGAGACCCUGGAGCUGGGGAUCCUUGCCAGGAUGAGCCACCUCAAGAACAUCGACCUGCGGCUGAACGGUCUGCGCUGGGUGAAGAGUGAGGCCCUGGAGGCAGUGAAGCAGGUGACCCAGCUGGACCUGAGGGACAACCACUUGGCCACCCUGGACCUGAGCUCCAUCUGCAGCCUGGAAAUCCUGCACUGUCAGAGAAACCAGCUGAGGGCGCUAACGCUGAGUGGCUUCACCCUGCGCAUGCUCCACGCCAGCAGCAACCGCCUGACCACAGUCAACAUCUACCCAGUACCCAACCAGCUGACACAGAUGGACCUAUCACGGAACCUGCUGGAGUACCUUCCAGACUGGGUGUGUGACAGUAGAAAGGUGGAGGUGCUGGACGUUACACACAACUUCCUGUCUGAACUACCAGCCAGACUGCUCAGCAGCCUGAGUCUGAGGAAGCUGCUGGCUGGGAACAAUAGGCUCCAGAGACUGCCUGACCUACUUGACCACAUCCCCCUGGAAGUACUCGACCUCCAGCACAACAAGCUAGGCGAGCUCCCAGAGAGCCUCUUCUACAAGGCCUUAAACCUAAAGUACCUGAACGUGUCAGCUAAUGCCCUGGAGACAAUUCCCCCCAGCAGCCAAUCAGAGGAGAGUCUCAGCACCCUCCAGGAACUGUACCUGACGGGGAACAAACUGAAUGAGAACUGCGCUGCUCUGCUUGUGGGACACCAGAACCUCAGAGUCCUGCACAUGGCCUACAACCAGUUGCUCUCUUUCCCUGCCAGUAAACUGAGUAAACUAGAGCUGCUGGAGGAGCUGAAUCUGAGUGGCAACAAGCUGAAGACCAUCCCCUCCACUGUAUCCAGCUGUAAGAGGCUACACACCCUCAUAGCACACUCCAACCACAUCAGUGUGUUCCCCGAGAUCCUCAACCUGCCAGAGAUCAAGCUUGUGGACUUGAGCUGUAAUGAGCUGACUGAGAUCCUACUGCCAGACUCUCUAACGGCCACCCUGCACGAACUGGACCUGACUGGCAACAGCAGCCUCUUGCUGGAGCACAAAACACUCAACCUGUUCAGUCACAUCACCACCCUGAAGCUGGACCAGAAGCCAGCCAUGGCCACCGGGGACUCCCUGGGCUCCUCCACCCUGUGGAACCACGGCUACUCUGAGAUGAGCGGGCAGAGGAACAAAUUGUGUGUGUCUGUGCUGGCAGUGGACCGCUUUGGGGAUAGUGUUGAGGCGACCUAUGGCGUCUUCGACGGAGACCGCAAUGAGGAAGUUCCUCGUCUGUUGCAGUGCACCAUGGGAGAUGUGCUGUCGGAGGAGCUGCUGCAUUCCAGUGUGGACAGUGUGUACAUGAGCAACACCUUCCUCACCUCACACAGGAAACUGGGCAUGGCUGGUCAGAAGCUGGGUGCAUCUGCCCUGCUCUGCUACAUCCACCACGAGCCGUCGGAGCUGGGCAGCUACUUCAGCCUGACGGUGGCCAACGUGGGCAGCUGCCAGGCGGUGCUGUGUCGAGAUGGCCAGCCCCUGCCCCUCUCCAAGGUCUUCAGCCUGGAGCAGAGCACCGAAGAGAUGGACAGGGUCAAACUCAGCAAGGCGAUCAUCACUGAGGAUAACAAAGUGAGUGGAGUGACAUGCUGCUCUCGCCUGCUGGGAUGCACUUAUCUGUCUCCCUGGGUGCUGCCCAAGCCCUGGGUGUGCACUGAGCCCCUGUGUUCCCAAGAUGAGUUCUUGAUCCUGGGGAACCGGGCGCUGUUUGAGAGGGUGUCCUACCAGGAGGCUGUGUGCACCGUGCAGGCCGUGAGGGACCCCCGCGCAGCUGCCAAGAAGCUCUGCACGCUGGCCCAGAGCUACGGCUGCCGGGACAAUGUGGGGGCGGUGGUGGUGUCCCUGCACAUCGGGGAGGACAGCUGUACCUGUGAGCCCCCUCACGCCAGUACUGGUACUGAACCCCGGGGACUCCCUCCAACACCCCUCCCCGUCACUGCUCCCCCAGGGGACCCGGCCACGCCCUCCUCCAGCAGUGGCAUCACUUCAGAGUUCAACAGCGAGACUUCGGCCUCAGAGGUGGGGAGUGAGGCGGGCUCCACAGCCUCUGACGAGCACCCCUCCACUGGCCCCACGGCCCGACCUGAGAGGCGCUGUAGUCUCCACCCUGCAGCCACGCUCUGUGCCCCCGCGGGACCCGGCUCAGCUGGGGUAGGGUGGCCCCCCCCUGUCCUGUUCCAGCGCCAGCCCUCCUGUGCCGCCUUCUCCAGUAACCAGUCUGACAACGGGCUGGACAGUGAUGACGAGGCUCCACUAGAGGGGGUCAUCUCCAACGGGAGCAAGCUGGAGGUGGAGGUGGACAUCCACUGCUGUGCUUUCCAGAUCCGUUCUGGGCCAGCCGCGAGCCCAAAGGACCACAACCUGGACAAGACACGCUCAGACUACCCCAACGGAAAGAUGCGUCGUCAGAACAGCGUGGUGGUGUCAGCCACUAAUGGCUGCCUGCUGGCUGUGUGUGGCAGAGAGAUCUCCGACCUAAAGAAGUCCCCCUCCACCUCCAGCCUCUUUGGGAAGAAGCUUUCCAACGGCUCCGUGGUGGCCCCGGAAGAUAGCCACAACCUCAUCGAGGUAGCCCUGGAGGCCCCUAAGAAGAAGUCGGGUUACUUCACUGCCCCUGCGCAGCAGGACCCCGAGGACCAGCUGGUAGUGCCUCCCAGUCUAGAGCAGGAUGUUAGGGAACAGCUGAGGGGCCAGAGCCCUAUGGUCCCAGGACCUCCACCCCCUUUCACACCCCCCUCCAUCAGAGACACUGUGUGGGACCACCCCCACCCCCCUGCUCCCAUGCUGCCCCAGCGGGACCUCGCCACUAACCCUAUCCCUGCCCUACAGCAGGAAGUCUAUGAUACUGCCCUCUAGAGGGGGCCAGAGCACAGUGCCACCCUGUGGUAGUCCUGUGACAGUGCCAUACCAGGGGGGGCAGAGGAGGUCUCUCUGGCACAGGUGGGAUAUUCCAGUUCAAGUUUCCAUUCAGCUCUGUCAUGAAGACCAGAUGGACAUGUGGGGCCUUAACUGUUCACACAUGAAUGCGUUACGUCACGUUAGACGUAGAGAGGUGCUUAGCUAACUGUCUGAUGAACCUGGUGGAACUGUCUGAGUAUCAGAGCUGAACAGGCACUGAAGUCACCAACCAUGAAAAUAGGUUGUGAAAAGAAGGGGGCCACCGGAGGACAAAUACCCCAGCCUGAACUAGAAUACCUCAUGCGUUUUAGACUGCAGAACUUGUUUGCAACAUUUCCCUUUACUUGGAAGGAAGGUCAAAUAGUGAAAUGGUAGAAUAAUCCAUUUGAGUGUGUUAUCAUUCCAUUGCUGGGGGCUGCAGGGGCUCCUAGAUCCCAGGGACAAGUCCUGUGACCAAAAGGUGAAAAAGUGCCUACUGUAGAUGACUCAGCCCCAGAUGUCCCUGCCUCCCUGCCUGUGUGUGUAUGGAGGGGGGAGGGGACACACAUCAGUAUUAACCCUGGAAUAGGACAUCACUGUGUGACAGCGUCCUCCAGGGGCCACCAAUGGUACAGCCACUUCUCGCGCUCGCGCUCUCUCUUUCUGUCUGUCUGUAUAUAUAUCCUACUUUAUCUCCCUCUCUAACCUGUUGACUGCACAAUAGCUGGCAGGACUGGAAACUGGGCUGACUGGCCUUACUCUGUGGCACAAGGAUUCAGACUGUGUAUGCUAGAGGCAGGUAGGAACAUAACAGCAAGCGAUAAAAAAAACGAAUCUAAUUUUUAUUUACUAAAAAAACUAAGAAGUGACCCUUUCUAUCAACACCAUAAUCCUCUAUAUGGGAAAUACAGUUAGUAUCUAUAUACACAUUUAGUCUGAGCAGUGUAGUGCAGAACCACAUAGUGGUGUAAUCACAAGGCCAGCUUGGCCUAGUCCCAGCAUCAGGAUGCGUAUCCAUUUGGAAACCAUUGAAGCCUUGCUGGGAGGAAUAAUACAGAAAAUAACAUUCAAAAAUAGCAUCAAGCUCUCAUAAAAAGGCAAACGCAAAAUAACAGUGCAUUGCUCACCUGUACAGAACCAAUAUGGCAUACCGCUUCAAAACCAUUAUUGUAACACUGUGUCCGUGACAGUGCAUGGUCAGCAAAUUUUAACAGAAAAAGUCAUUAUAUUAAUUAUGUUUUAUGGGCAACAUGAGUGGUGACAAUGAAGACGAAACAAUUGUUCACGGUGUUCAUAUCUCAAAGACGCUACAAUGCCAGAUACUGUACAGUAAUCAUUACAAGUGAUGGGUGAAAAAACAUGUUCUUCGCAUUAUUCGAGUGCCAUCAUUUAAGGAGUCCAGAUACUGUGAGGUGUGUAGCCCCUUUUUCUUUAGUUUUUCUAGUUUCAUGCUUGUUGUACCCAGGAAAUUGUGCAAAAUCUCUCCAGUGACCAACAUAUCAAAAGUGUUUCUUAAGGUUUGAGAAUCAUUCUGUUCCCUUCAUUCCAUUAGCUUCACAGUCAACUGAACAAAAUAUCCAUGAGUAGUGUACUAAAAUGAGGAUGUAACAUGGUAUAUUAUUUUACAUGUAUAUGAAAAGUAUGCAUGUUGUGAAAGUCUAUUUUAAUCAUGCAGUUUGCAUAAUUCCUUUGGAGCCUGUAGAUAUAGCUGGCUGAUGCUCUUCAUUUUAAGUCAGUGACCGGCGAGAGAAAGAGUAAAAAUAAUUGAAAUAAUUAGAUAUUUCAUUCUCAUAGAUCUAGUGACAGAUUCAAUAAGGGUUUGUGGGACAUCUGGUGAUGAUAACUUUGAAUUGCCUCAAAUGUUAGUUCUAUAUCAGUGAAUAUCACCAGUGUACUCUACCACCGCUACCACCUACUGUAUAACAGAUUCAGAACAAGCACAGUGUGUUUUUGUUGGCAGGACAGAAAAGCUCAUUGUUGUCUUGGCGACAAUAAGGGCUGGUUUGAGUAAGAGGGGUGGUGUGAAGCUCACAUGAGUGGCAACACCAAACCAUUUCAACAGGUGGGUGGAUGACUGGAUGGGGUAUUGUGAAGGAACAACGUUUCAAGAGGUAUGUAAGGACACCUGACCUAAUGCUGAGGAGGAUGUUCUCUUACUCUUCUUUCACAGUGUGGAGACAAGCCUUUGUCUGUUCCAUAUGUUUCUAAGCUGUCAGAGGACCCUUGGUUAAUACCAUCCAACCAAUGAGGAAAACGGGUUUAUCAGAUUACGUUUGUGGAAUUUUAGCAAAAAUGAGCAAAGCACUUUUGUGUCCCGAGAAGAGUGAAAAAACUCAAGUAUUGAGUGUAAGCCAUUCGUUUUGCAUCAGAAUUUGAGUUCAGACUUUAUUUGGGGCAUUUGCUAAUGGUUUUAGUGUUGCUAAGGUAUGGAGUGGCCCUGACUUUUAUCUAGCACAGACAUUGUGAAAUAUGUCCGUCAUGGACAUUACUUUGAAUAAAGGCAUCUGCAUAAUAUGGGUCAGUUGACUGUGAAUAUGACAUUUCUAUAAAGUUGCACUUGUGCUCCAGCAAUGUUAGAGGAUAGUAUACCACUAAUUGACUCAUCAUUGAUAUAUCAAAGCUGCAGACCAAAAUCUUUCACCCUUCCCCUUUGUGCCAAACUGCCUAACCCUAACCCAUUUUAGAGAGGACAACUUUCUGACUUAGUAAGAGAGGGCUUGUGGUCUGACAAGAGAAUGACUGGGAUGUGUUCCUAGAUGCCACUGUGAGAAGGCUAGUGGCAUGGUUGUAAUACUUACCAUAGCUGGUUAGCUAGCUACAACCCACUCUAUGCUUGUUCAUAGCCUUAAUGCAGCGCUGCCAUUCCUAAUGAUGAUGGUGACUGUCUUUUUCUGUUGGUUUUAUUUCCUUUAGCGGAGCUGGUUUUGCCCUUUGACCUUACGUGGCAAGGUCAGGAGCAUAUAACACGGCAAUAUUUUGCAUUAUUUUCUCCAAAUUGCAGAGGGAGCAAUGUAAUGUUUCAAGCCAGUAGAAUUGGAUUGGGACCAGAGGGGUGGAUUCUAAAGGUUUCGUAGAAUCGGCAGUAUUUUAGAUGCUCAAAAACCUCACAGCGGCUUCGAAAUGGCUAUUUACUUCAUCCUUAACGUUCAAGACUGGAUUGAUUGGUGAAUUUGCCUUUCUAAAGCCUGCUUGCUUAUAAUAUGAGAUGUAUUAUAUACAAUUGAAGUUGGAAGUUUACAUCUUAGUUAGGUCAGUUAGGAUCACCACUUUAUUUUAAGAAUGUGAAAUGUCAGA